AUGCCUCGUUUACAAAGAUUACGUCUUUGGCGACAAGAUGAUUUUCCUUGGACAUCUAUUCGACCAACUUGUGAUGCCGACCAGAGAAGCAGCAGAUAUGGAUGUUUUAUUCUACGAUGGCUCAAAUCUCUAAAAACACCUGAAUCGAUUGCACAACAUACAACUAUUUUUGAACAAGAUCUUGGCCAGCUGGUCGAAGCAUUAAAAGAAUUUACGUUGAUUGAUAUUUAUGGCGAAAUUCAUUACGAAAAAGUUGAAUCUUAUCGUUUAAUGGCCGAAACUCGUUUUCCUAAAAGUCGAGUAGAGGUUGAUACAUCAAGAUUUUGUCUUUGGAUUUAA
Messenger RNA from Rotaria socialis, 339 nucleotides. Lineage: Eukaryota; Metazoa; Rotifera; Eurotatoria; Philodinida; Philodinidae. The record is from the annotation of a GenBank genome assembly.